AGCGGCAGCAGCUCCGCGGCGGCGGCAUUGGAGAGCGCAGCGCGCAGCCCGGUGCAGCCCUGGCUUUCCCCUCGCUGCGCACCCGCGCCCCCUUCCGCGUCCGCAACCAGAAGCCCAGCGCGGCGCCCGGAGCCGGACCCGCGCCCGCGCCAAUCCCGGGACCGCGACCUCGGCCGCCCCGCGAUGACCGCGACCGCAGCCCUCCUGCCCGUCCUCUUGCUCCUGCUGGCCUUCGGCCACACUUCCCAUGGAGCUGAAUGCUUCCCGGCCUGCCACCCCCAAAACGGACUCUGCGAGGAGGACAAUGUCUGCAGGUGCCAGCCUGGCUGGCAGGGCCCCCUGUGUGACCAGUGCGUGACCUCUCCCGGCUGUGCGAACGGACUCUGCGUGGAGCCCUGGCAGUGCGUGUGCAGCGACGGCUGGGAAGGCAGCCUCUGCGACAUAGAUGCCCGGGCUUGCGCCUCGACCCCCUGCGCCAACAACGGGACCUGCGUGGACGGCGGCAAUGGCACCUAUGAGUGCUCCUGCGCCCCCGGGUUCUCGGGAAAGGACUGCCAGCGCAAGGACGGGCCCUGCGAGAUCAAUGGCUCCCCCUGCCAGCACGGCGGCACCUGCGUGGACGACGACGGCCAGGCCUCCCACGCCUCCUGCCUGUGCCCCCCUGGCUUCUCGGGCAACUUCUGCGAGAUCGUGGCCAACAGCUGCACCCCCAACCCGUGCGAGAACCAAGGCAUCUGCACCGACAUCGGGGGUGACUUCCGCUGCCGCUGCCCCACCGGCUUCGUGGACAAGACCUGCAGCCGCCCGGUGACCAACUGCGCCUCCGACCCGUGCCUGAACGGGGGCACCUGCCUGCAGCACUCCCAGGUGAGGUUCGAGUGUCUGUGCAGGCCCGAGUUCACGGGCCCCAUCUGCGGCAGGAAGCGCGCGGCCGGCCCCCAGCAGGUCACCCGUCUGCCCAGCGGGCACGGCCUGCCCUACCGCCUGACCCCCGGGGUGCACGAGCUGCCCGUGGCGCAGCCGGAGCACCGCAUCCUCAAGGUGUCCAUGCGGGAGCUCAACAAGAGCACCCCGCUCCUCUCCGAGGGCCAGGCCAUCUGCUUCACCAUCCUGGGCGUGCUGACCAGCCUGGUGGUGCUGGGCACCAUGGGCAUCAUCUUCCUCAACAAGUGCGAGGCCUGGGUGUCCAACCUGCGCUACAACCACAUGCUGAACAAGAAGAAGAAGCUGCUGCUGCAGUACAACAGCGGGGAAGACCUGGCGGUCAACAUCAUCUUCCCCGACAAGAUCGACAUGACCACCUUCAAGGAGGCCAGCGACGAGGAGAUCUGAGCAGCGCUCCCGCCGCCCCCGCCCGCGCCCCCCGCCCGGCUCUCGCUACUCGCCCACACGCGGUCUGUUC
Molecule: messenger RNA, 1402 nt
Organism: Phyllostomus discolor (pale spear-nosed bat)
Lineage: Eukaryota; Metazoa; Chordata; Mammalia; Chiroptera; Phyllostomidae
Gene: DLK1
Product: delta like non-canonical Notch ligand 1
Exons: 5
Coding region: 184-1332 (382 amino acids)
Molecular function (GO): calcium ion binding; Notch binding
Source: RefSeq, a predicted model, not a curated record